Dermacentor andersoni is the source of this 6828-nucleotide messenger RNA. Its product is annotated as phosphatidylinositol 4-phosphate 3-kinase C2 domain-containing subunit alpha-like. Gene Ontology annotation, biological process: phosphatidylinositol-mediated signaling; phosphatidylinositol-3-phosphate biosynthetic process; cell migration. NCBI's taxonomy places the organism in Eukaryota, Metazoa, Arthropoda, Arachnida, Ixodida, Ixodidae. Gene Ontology annotation, molecular function: 1-phosphatidylinositol-3-kinase activity; 1-phosphatidylinositol-4-phosphate 3-kinase activity; phosphatidylinositol binding. The record is from RefSeq and is a predicted model, not a curated record. Gene Ontology annotation, cellular component: cytoplasm; plasma membrane; phosphatidylinositol 3-kinase complex.
UGCAAGUUUUCAGUCCGCAGCAUCGCUUUGUGGGGAGUGUUUUGGUUGUGGGGUUGGUUGGUUGGUGUGUUACAAGGCUUUUGAAUCAAGAUCACUUGGAGCCGCAUCGACAUAUGAAUGGACAUGUGAUCUACUCGCGAUGAACGGAGCUGUUGACUAACGUGUCCCCAGAGUUACGCGGCAGGCAAACCGCGUCUUCUGUUAGCGGAGGACCGCUUCUGGUAUGGUGCAGGGACGAGCCAUGGCGUUCGUUAUGUGAGUCCGCGACACCGAUGCCAUGGCUGACGGGGGUCGAGAUUUUCCUGUGCCGAACCUCCCACCGAAGGCGUUCUCCGUCAAUCUCGGGGGGUCGAGGACAUCGGCAAUGUUUUCGCUUACGGAACCACCUCCAUUGCCACCACGCCGAAGUGUCUUCUUUGACAAAUGCAACGGCCCUGGUGACCUGUCGUCUGUUCCUCCAGCUCCAUCUUCCACAUCAACUUGGACAAGCUCAGAUUUUCUUAGGCUUAUGCACCAACGAGGCGGAGAAGGAGACACAAAAACUAGCAUAAAGUCAAUAGAAGCCCUUUUUCUUGAGGAUGUGAGCUCUAGGAGCACCACACUCCGGCAUCAUUCGCUCACAACAAGUUCGGUUGUGUCCACUCAAGUUCUCUCUCAGCCAUUCCCGUUCGUAGCUGCUGGUCAGCUGCCAGGCCGCAUUGGCUCACUUGUUGGCACGGAGAUGACACACAGCAACUCUGCACCCAACUUCAACCAUCUGUCUUCCAGCUGUAGCCCCUCGCCUAUCCACACAGCUAGUCAAAGCUCAUCGGUGCUUUCGCGAACAGAGAUUGAGAAGAGUAUGUUCAGCAUGCUUCGAAAGAAGCAGGACAACAACCUAAUUGACCUGAGUGGAGACGCAGAGCUGGCAAGAAAGCGUGAAACCCUCAGAAAGGCUGGGGACUCGCUAGAUGACCUACUCGAUCUGUUUGAUCCACUACGAGAGAAUGAGCCUGAAGAAAUCUUUUCUCCUGAAGAGUCCCCACCUAGAGAUCCUCCAGAGGGAAAGACUGAAGUAAUGGAGACACCACCCCAGAUCCCUCCAAAACAUGGAGGACUUGCACAAACACAGCCACCAUCUUUGCCUGCAAGUAGAAGUUCUGCAAUUGAAAAGCCUGUUCCUGUAGAGAAUGCUCAGUGCCAAGGGCCAAGCAUGGACCUUGGCACUUUGAAAGUGGUUCGUCAUGAAGUUUCUCAAGGGGAGGAGAUUGAAGCAUUCUGGGCUAAGGCCAAGCAGCUAAGGUCAGAGUUCACGUUUGAUGAUCACCAUACCAAUGCUGGUCUUGUUGUCAGUCCUACAUUGGAAAACAAGUGGGGGAAAAGCCUUAGCAUAAAGGUGGAAAUCACAACGAGCUUUUCGGAGAGGCCAUUCUGCUUCACAUGUGAUGUAGGAACCAGUGUAGAGCACGUAAUUAGCAACACUGUUUGCUCCCUAAAGGACGAUUUAUCUGACACUGUAUUAGAAAGUUAUGUACUGAAAGUCAAAGGGCUUGCAGAAUAUUUUACCCCUGACUCUACAUUGAAAGAGUAUGAAUAUGUUCACCAGUGCUGCAAGUUUAUGAAGCCAGUUUGCUUGACCUUGAUGGAUGUCCGAGACCUUGGUAAACCGUGGGCACGAACAUUAAGGGAUGACAGUGAGUUUUUUGAAGUCAAGGCAUCAAGCCUGCUUCCUCAGCCAUCUGGCCAAGUUUCUUUUGAUUCAGUGUCCAUAUUACUUGAAACUUUCCACAAGGAAGCUAAGAAGGUACAGUUAGGAGCAUCUGCUGGUUGCUUGCAACCAAAUGGAGCUAUUCAGGCUGUGAAAGCUAUUUGUUCCACACUUUCAAGGAUUGAAAUACUGGAAAUUCUGCAUGCUGUUGAAGGGUUGAAGCACAUUUGCAGUCAGAUGCCUGAGGUGAACGGGUUUCAUGACAACUAUCUCAAGGCAGAAGACACGCCAAGCCCAGUACCUAUGAAUUGUGACCGUGUGGCAGAAGUCGUGUUCUACUCCUUACUACAGUUGCAAACUGCACUGCGUACACUUGUAAAAAUCUAUUGCCGCAGCUUUUGUGUCGACUUUGUUUUGACUCCUGCUAAUGAAAGCCGACCACAAAGUGCAAUACGGCCAGUCACUACUUUUCAUGACACCUUUCUUGUAAACAUUGGCAGCGUUCAUCAACUGAGGCCACACUGGGUUUCAGACUAUGAACAGUUCAUUAUAUCUUGUGAGCUUCGUUAUGGCUUACACAUCUUGUGCCAAGGAGAAAGUCGGAGUGUAAAAGCAAGUCGAAACUUCUUUGAACUCGUCGUUUUUGAUGAGUGGAUUGAGAUGAGCAUAUUCAUGAGGAACCUUCCACGGGAGACUGCCAUAUACUUUGCGCUGUUUGGUGUGAAACCAUCAACUGAAAACAGGCCACCAGAGACACCAGCACCUGAACGAGUACUCUUAGCAUGGACUGGGCAACCACUGUUUAACAGUCAGCGUGAGCUGCUUCAGGGGAGUCUCUUUCUUGGUUUUUGGUCACCAGAAGUGGACGAGAACAGUGGUCCACCCCAGAGCAAUGAUGCAGUUACCUGUCCGGUUCUUCGUCUGCAAUUCCCUGAAUUUGACUGCACUGUAUUGUUUCCGGAAGUACCAAGGGAUAGCAUCACUACUUGUAAGGCAACAACAUAUGCUCUUGAUAGUGUGGUGAUCCAAGAGCUCACAGAUGUACUUGAAAAGGACCCUCUCACUGUGCCUAACCCCGAGGAGAAAAAGUUUUUCUGGGAGCAUCGUCAUUACAUCCUUGAAGUUCCGCACCUCCUUCCGAAAGUGCUUCUGUCUGCGCACAGCUGGAGUUGGCCUUUUCUGCCUGACCUGUACUUUCUCCUGACAGAAUGGCGUCCUGCUUCCCCCAUUAAUGCACUAACAUUGUUGCUGCCACUGUUUCCUGACUACGAAGUGCGUAAGACGGCAGUCAAGUGGAUCAAGAACAUUGGCAGUGAUGAGCUCUGUGAUCACCUUCCACAAUUAAUCCAAGCAUUGCGCUUUGAGACAUGGGAAGAUGCACCCAUCACAUGGUUCCUCUUGGAACGCUCUCUGACUAGUGUGCGUGUUGCCCACCAGAUGUUCUGGUUGCUGAGACAAAACCUUGACAAUCCGCUCACACUUAAGCGAAUGAAGCUUGUGAUUCAGACAUUGCUAGUCAUUGUUGGCAGGUCUUUCAGAGACAUUAUAGAGAAGCAAGAAGAGCAUCUAAACCAGCUUUGCAUCAUCGCAGAAGGCAUAAAAGACACGCGUGAGUCGCUUCGUCUGGACAAGCUUUUGCAAGACUUGGCACAGAUACACAGUAUGAUUGAGGACAGCCCGUCUUGCCUUCCACUCAACCCAGCAAUGGAAGUGUGUGGUGUGGAUGUCAAAUCUUGCUCCUACUUCACAUCCAAUACACUUCCGCUCAGGAUAGUGUAUAAAAGUUCAGAGCAAGGGGCAAAGCCUAUUGAUGUAAUCUACAAGGUAGGAGAUGAUCUCAGGCAGGACAUGUUGACACUUCAGAUGAUACGAAUAAUGGAUAAAUUCUGGUUGAAGGAAGGCCUGGACUUGAAAAUUAUAACUUUCAACUGUGUCGCUACUGGCAAGCGUAAGGGCAUGGUGGAAAUGGUUACCGAAGCCGAAACACUGAGGAGAAUCCAAACAGAGCAUGGGCUCACAGGUUCAUUCAAGGACAGGCCUAUUGCUGAGUGGUUGCAACGGCACAACACAUCUGAACUAGAGUACCAGCAAGCUGUCGAAAACUUUACGCUGUCGUGUGCCGGCUAUUGUGUAGCCACAUACAUCCUUGGCAUCUGUGAUCGCCACAAUGACAAUAUCAUGCUGAAAACAUCUGGACACAUGUUUCACAUUGAUUUUGGAAAGUUUCUUGGUGACUCACAGAUGUUUGGCAACUUCAAACGUGAUAGGGCACCAUUUGUCCUUACUUCUGACAUGGUGUAUGUCAUCAACGGCGGCGAGAAACCUUCCAAGAAGUUCCAGAUUUUCAUUGACUUGUGCUGUGAAGCGUUUAAUAUUGUUCGCCGUAACAGCAACAUUUUCAUCACACUCUUCGAGCUAAUGGUCACAUCUGGAGUCCCUGGAGUCACUGCAGAUGCUGUGAACUUUGUCCAGAAAUCAUUAUUGCUUGGCAGCUCGGAAGGCGAAGCAACUGCACAUUUCACCAGGCUUAUUGAAGAGAGCCUGCGUUCACGGUUUACACAGCUGAACUUCUUUAUUCACAACAUAGCCCAACUUCGAUUCACUGGGGACCACAAUGAUGGACUGCUGCUCUCCUUUGUCCCUCGGACUUUCACAAAGGAUUCGGAUGGCAGGAUUGUGUCCCUAAAUGUGGUUUGCUACCGAAAGUGCUACGAGCCGGAAAAGCAUUACACCUAUGUUGUGCGUGUUGGCCGCGAAUGCCAGGCAGAGCCUAUGCAGGUCGUUCGAACCUACCCCGAAUUCCUGGAGCUCUACCAAAAGCUAGUCCGAGUGUUCCCAUUGGCCAAGUUCUAUCCUCUGCCCAAGGGCUCACUGGUGGGCCGCAGCAACACACGAGAAGUGGCACAGAGAAGAAUGCAGGAGCUGAAUGCAUUCCUUAUGUCCCUGAUCAAAAUGGCUGAGGAGGUGUCCCAUUGCAGCCUGGUGUACACCUUUUUCCACCCUCUUCUGCGUGAUCAAGAAGGUAUGGCAGAGGAUGAGAAUGAGUGUGACAACCUGCGUCAAAUUAGCCAGAGAGUCAACCUAUCCAAGGGCAUUGUUGGCCGAAUAAAGCUCUCCAUUGUUUACAAGGCGAGCACCCUCUCCAUCAUGGUAAUGCAUGCAGAGAACCUAGCUUGUGUACGGAAGUCUUUGCCAGACUGCUACAUUAAGACAUACCUGCACCCGGACCCAGAGAAGGUAACAAAAAGGAAGACCAAAGUGGUGUUCAAGAACAACCACCCUACCUUUAUGGAGCUGCUUGAGUACAACUACCCACAUGCGUUCAUAGCUGAACGAGUGUUAGAGGUGUCUGCAUGGGACCAUGACAGAGUCCAGGAAAAUGAGUUUCUGGGAGCUGCCAUCAUAGACUUGUCAUGUAUGGAUUUGACAAGGGAAAGCACACACUGGUACCACCUGAACGCUGUGCGAUACAAGUGGCAUUGACUCAUCAGCAUGUUGCCUGGUGUUAGAUUUCUGACGUGUUUGUGUUUGUGUAAAUGUGGGAUCAAAAAAUGCAAAGAAGUGGUAUGGUUACGUGUGCAUAAGCACGUGUGUUUUUAAUGCAGUGAGAAGCAUCACUGGACUACAUACAUGUCGCUUGCUUCUGUGGGGGUCAGGCACACAGAUGUACGGUUCCGUGUACAGCAUAGGUAGUGAGACUUAAUAUAAGUAAUGAUAUACAGCAAAUUCUUUUUCGUAUUGUAUUUGUUGUUAUAUUGUCUCUGAAUAGCUCCUUUCGGAGAAACUUUACAGCAAACUCCUUUCUGUACAGUACCUUUUCCUACAUUACUGUUGCAGAGAUUUACUUAUCUCACAAGUCAUUGGUGUCAUAAGCUCACACUGUUGCUCAUCUCUCUGCUGCUUAUUUGAUUACAUUAUCAUUGUGCAUGCUGUGCGUGCAGUGCUGUACUGCUAAUAUUCAGGGGGUGUAUGUACUAUAUAGUAUAUUUUUCUAUGAGUCAUAUAUAUGACAUUUACACGUUUAGUCUUCUGAAAGCAGCUUUACAUGUGCUAUUAAUAUACAAGCAACUUGUUUCACUGAAAGUGUCCCUUCCAUUUCUUUGUUUGCUUUCUGCUCUGCUGACAACCUCCUUGCAUUUUUCUGAUCUAUAACAUCUAUUGUUGUAACCUCAUUUCUGUUCUACAACCUUUUAGUGCUAUGGCACCGAGGCAACUCUUUUGGACAUUUCCUUUCUCCCUUUAUCAUGUCCUAGUAUUAAAGCUGAAUCCCAAAUAAGCUGUUUUUGGCAGCUAAUACUGUCUAUUUUCACAUAUGGGUACAAAAACUGUGUAGGCACGCUAUAUAUUUCUUUCUAUGCAACCACUUACUAGAUUUUCUUUUUCUUCUACCUGUCCAUGGUGCAUCAUACUUUCUUGGAUUCAUGUUUCUGUAACAUCGUACUUGAUUGCAUAAAUAAUGCCCAUUGGAGGUUGAGUGAAAAAUAGCAUUUUGUAACGCUGCAAAAUAUGAUAUUAAGUGAGGUUGUGUAUUAAUGUAUGCAAAGUUUCAUACUCUGUCUUGCACAUUAGUGAAGAGCUGUGAAUGCAGGUGUUACAGCACUAGCUGGUGCAUGUUCAGUGUGUACCUAUGACAGAUUUUUCACUGUUAUUUCUCUGAACUGGACGUGUACACUCAUUGCAUUUGUGGUGUGAGUGUUUUGUACGAGAGCAAGUGGAUUCAACCUUGUCACAUUUGUGUGCUAGGUGUAGCAUAUCUGCAUUGCGGUGCAUGUUUUUCCUGCAGCUAAAAUUGCUGGACAUUUUGUUUGGGCUUUAUGCAUUUGCUUACAAGGCCGUCAACUUUCAUGUUAAGUAUGUCACUUAAAUUUAAAGCUUGGCCAUCACAGUUUCUUUCUUAGAUAAGAAAAUUUGGGAUCUGCCUGUGUUGUGCUGCUCGGAAGAGUCAAAAUUGUGCGUGCUCAACAAUUCGGUAUUUUUUUCCUGAUGUAUACAUACAAAGUGCCUUCAUCUGCUGUGUGGAGCCAAAAAUAUAACAAUAAAGUCGUGAACCUGUGUUACUCAGCAUUGUGUUACGCACUUGAAUCUGUGUUCCUAUGUGUUUCCUAGGCAAAUUAUGUGAAUAAAGCUUUUUUUGCCGCAGG